ACACUUCCCAAACACAUAACAUCAAAACACUUGACCCAAAUUUUCUUUUGUAAGAUUUUGUUUCCUCUUCAAAGAUCUUACCCGCAAGAUCCGAUCUUCCGAAUCUCUUCUUCUCUAUAGUACUUACUUAUAGUAAACCCCACCAUCCCAUCAUCUCUUUCAUAUUUAUGUCCACCUAACCUUAACCUUUUUUCUUUCUUCCUUUUUAUCACAUUGAUUUCUUUAGUUUCCUUUGUCUUCAAUCCAAAUCCAUACCUUUCUUUCUUUCUUUUCUCCUCCCAACCUAUUUACUUCUUCUCUUUCUUUUUCUUCUUUUGAGUUUGACAAUGGCGGUCGGUGAUGUUAUGAGGAUGGAGAUUCCCGCUGGUGGAGAUUUAACCGUUACUCCCCCGGAGUUACAUGUUCUCGCUGUUGAUGAUAGUAUUGUGGAUCGUAAAGUCAUCGAGAGGUUGCUUCGAAUCUCUUCUUGUAAAGUGACGACUGUAGAGAGUGGAACCAGAGCUUUGCAGUAUCUUGGCUUAGAUGGAGACAAAGGAGCUUCUAAUCUCAAGGAUUUGAAGGUGAAUUUGAUAGUGACAGAUUACUCAAUGCCAGGACUAACAGGCUAUGAUCUCCUCAAGAAGAUUAAGGAAUCUUCAGCAUUCAGAGAAGUACCAGUAGUGAUUAUGUCAUCUGAGAACAUCUUACCUCGUAUAGAAGAAUGUCUCAAGGAAGGAGCAGAGGAAUUCCUGUUAAAACCGGUGAAACUAGCAGAUGUAAAGCGAAUAAAACAACUAAUAAUGAGAAACGAAGCUGAGGAAUGCAAAACCUUAAGAAGCCUUUCUAGCAAGAGGAAGCUUGUUGAAGAAAACAUUGAUACAUCGUCAUCAUCAUCAAGUCAUGAUGAUUCUUCUGUCAAGGAUAUUCAAUCUUCAAAACGGAUGAAAUCAGAAUCUGAAAACCUUUCUUGUCUUCUUUGAAUAUAAAUAUAGAGCCAACCCUUAGCUAACAUCUUCUGUAAAUAUUCCUCAUCUAAGUUUUUUUGCUCAUUCGUUUUUUGUUUUGGGGUUAAUACAAAAGACAAUGUUUGAGAGAGUCAUCUUACAACU
Messenger RNA from Camelina sativa (false flax), 1088 nucleotides. RefSeq names its product two-component response regulator ARR7. The record is from RefSeq and is a predicted model, not a curated record. Lineage: Eukaryota; Viridiplantae; Streptophyta; Magnoliopsida; Brassicales; Brassicaceae. Gene Ontology annotation, biological process: cytokinin-activated signaling pathway; phosphorelay signal transduction system.